Caenorhabditis sp. 36 PRJEB53466 is the source of this 1253-nucleotide messenger RNA. The record is from the annotation of a GenBank genome assembly. Lineage: Eukaryota; Metazoa; Nematoda; Chromadorea; Rhabditida; Rhabditidae.
AUGCAAAACACGCAGAUGCCGGCUGUAAAUCCAUCACACACUAACUUUGCUCCUAGAGCUAACACGCACGAUCUGUAAGUUUCGUUCAUCGAAUUUCUCACUGUUCUUCGUACUUUUAGCUCACAAUUGAUCAACGCUAUAACCGUCAAAGAUCCUAUAUACACGAUGCCCAUCUCGGUCAAACCGAAAACUCGUGAGCCGGCAACAUUCACAGAUAAUAGGUGCUUUCUCAUCCAAUUACUUGAUCAUUAUUCAUCAAUCAUAUUUCAGGAUAUAUGUCAGCAACAUUCCAUUUUCUUUCCGUGAACAAGACUUGGCUGCUAUGUUUUUCCCGUAAGAAAUAUCCGACUCUUUAGUUUUUACUUAUCUUUCCCCGUUCAGAUACGGACGUGUACUGAGCGUCGAAAUUGUCACGAACGAUCGCGGAUCCAAGGGAUUUGGUUUUGUCACUCUCGACUCGAUCGAUUCCUGCGAGAAGGCACGCGCCGCUCUCCACGAGUCUCACGUCCAGGGAAGAAUUAUUGAAGUCCGCAGAGCAACACCGACUAGAAGAAAGAUUCCGAACAACCCGCAGAAUGAGCUGGUUCCCCCUCCGAAGCUUUGUGUUGACCUUCGCGCGCCACACAAUCAGUGGCGAACGGAGCAGCAAGAUCUGGAGAACAUGAAGCGAUUUCCAGCUGCUGGAUUCAUGAUGGCUCCAUUCAACGACGGAAUCUUCGGUCCACCCACCACUCGGAAUCCGUUCGCCGAGCUCGGCGCCUUCAGUGCUCCACUUCGAUGCAUGAAGCACAGCGAACUGAAGCUCUCGUCGAACGGAGACUACUUCUGUAAAAACGGCGAGCCGACUACGGAUAACAGCCUUCUGAUGUGUAUAAACGCGCCUAACAACACGUGUAACAGAACGUGUGACUCGACGAAGCACGAGCUGUCGGACGUCGAUCUCAAUUCGGUGUUCCCGGUUCAUCUUCGCGAACAGAUCACUGCUCUUCUCGACACAUCUAACCACACGAACGGAAGCCAUCACAAGAGGGCCCCAUCCAUUGGAUCGUCCGGCUCUGGAGUGAGAUCAUCGGAAAGUGAAACCGCUUCAGGUGAGCGAUUGAAAUGUAGGAAAUCUAUUUUACGGCAAAUUUGCAGAUGAAGAGCUCCAAUGGACUCCGAAUAGCAGCCCGGAUUUGCUCGCUUCGCUCUACGAAGGUUCGACGUCUUUCCACGGAAAACCCACGUCUCCUGACAAAUCCCCGUCCCACUAA